Messenger RNA from Phyllostomus discolor (pale spear-nosed bat), 1101 nucleotides. RefSeq names its product olfactory receptor 2A2-like. The coding region runs from base 17 to 946 and encodes 309 amino acids. Gene Ontology annotation, cellular component: membrane. The transcript has a single exon. The record is from RefSeq and is a predicted model, not a curated record. Lineage: Eukaryota; Metazoa; Chordata; Mammalia; Chiroptera; Phyllostomidae. Gene Ontology annotation, biological process: G protein-coupled receptor signaling pathway. Gene Ontology annotation, molecular function: olfactory receptor activity; G protein-coupled receptor activity.
CAUCUCCCUUUAAGGAAUGGGGGGAAACCGGUCAUGGGUCACAGAGUUCGUGCUGCUGGGAUUCCAGCUCAGCGCACAGACGGAACUGCUCCUCUUCUGGGUCUUCUCCCUGCUCUACAGCUGCAGUCUGCUGGCAAACGGCAUGAUCUUUGCACUCAUCUGUCUGGACCAGAGAUUACACACCCCCAUGUACUUCUUCCUCUCCCACCUGGCCAUUAUUGACGUGUCCUAUGCUUCCAACAAUGUCCCCAAGAUGCUGGCAAACUUAGUGACCCAGAAUAGAGCCAUCUCCUUUGUCCCAUGCGUCAUGCAGACAUUUUUGUAUUUGGGUCUUGCUGCUACAGAAUGCCUGAUUUUGGUGGCAAUGUCCUAUGAUCGGUACGUGGCCAUCUGCCACCCCCUCCAGUACACGGUCAUCAUGAGCUGGACUGUGUGCAUGGUCCUGGCCGCCACUUCCUGGUCCUGUGGAUUUGUCCAGGCUCUGGUGCACACGGUUCUCCUUGUAAGGCUGCCGUUCUGUGGGCCCCAGGAAGUCAACCACUUCUUCUGUGAGAUCCUGUCUGUCCUCAAGCUGGCCUGUGCUGACACCUCGCUCAACAAAGUGGUCACCUUUGCUACUUCUUUCUUGGUCUUAGUCGGGCCCCUGUGCUUGGUGCUGGUCUCCUACAUACACAUCGCCUGGGCCAUCCUGAGGAUCCAGUCUGGGGAGGGCCGCAGGAAGGCCUUCUCUACCUGCUCCUCCCACCUCUGCGUGGUGGGGCUCUUCUUUGGCAUAGCCAUGGUGGUUUACAUGGUCCCUGAUUCCAGUCAACAAGAGGAGAUGGAGAAAAUACUGUCCUUGUUUUACUGUCUCUUUAACCCGAUGCUAAACCCCCUCAUCUACAGCCUGAGGAACGCCCAGGUGAAGGACGCCUUGUGUAGGGCCCUGCAGGUGAGGGCCAGGUGAUGGGAAAACUCAGAGAGUUUUCCCAAUUGGAAGUUUCAUAUACAAAUGGUAAUUGUUCAAAUUCUAGCUCUGAAAAUAGGGUAAACUUCCCUGGAAGAGCAUAGCUUUUAAAGUUGAAAUAGGGCAACUAAAUUAUUAGAAAUUUUAGUCUUUCU